AAUAACAAUAUUAAAUAACAUGUCUCAGGUAAAAAAUCAUGCUCCCGUGACUCCCAGUGUCAGGAUAUCGUUUGUAUAUUCCACCUGACAGCGGUAUCCCGGCACAACCCCUUACCAUCCCCCACCAGGUCGUCUUUACCCGUGGGAGAGCCUCCCCAAAAGCUAAUUAUUCACCAAUCGAUAUACAUCGAUGAGAGUCACUAUCUUAAAACUGCGAUACCAUUCCAUGUCGGAGGCUCGUGCGUGUCUGACCUGAAGUAGACGUUCAGGCACAUAAACAGGACUUUAUUCACCGACGAAAGUCUAAAAAUUCGUAGUGGAGUUAUUAGUACCUGGAUAAAUGAAUUAUCGGAGACCCUGGGGAUGGACAAGUACGAAAAUAUUGAAGUGGUUGGGGAGGGAAGUUAUGGAAUUGUUAUGAAGUGCAGGCAUCGGGAUACAGGACAGAUCGUCGCGAUUAAGAAGUUCCUGGAGACUGAGGAAGAUGUCCACGUCAGGAAAAUGGCGUAUCGAGAGAUUCGGAUGCUGAAGAAACUUCAGCACGAUAACCUGGUUAAGAUGAUCGAAGUAUUCAGGCGACGAAAACGUUUCUACUUGGUCUUUGAGUACCUGGAUCAUACGGUUCUCGACGAGUUGGAGGCGGCGUCGGGGGGGCUGGGCCCCCAGGUCUCCAGGCGACACAUAUUCCAAGUCGUCAGGGGUCUAAACUUCUGCCACACGAAUCACAUAAUGCACAGGGACGUGAAGCCGGAGAAUAUCUUGGUAUCACCGAAUGGAGUAAUAAAACUCUGUGAUUUUGGGUUCGCGAGAUUCGUGUCGGGGCCGAAUGAGUCUUGCACGGAUUACGUGGCCACGAGGUGGUACAGAGCCCCAGAAUUAUUAGUCGGUGAUUCGAGGUACGGAAGAUCCGUUGACGUAUGGGCUCUAGGGUGUCUUUACGCGGAAAUGGUCACUGGGGAUCCCUUAUUUCCUGGUGAGAGUGACGUCGAUCAGCUGUUCCAAAUUACCAAAGUUCUAGGUUCAUUAUGUUCUAAGCACCUCGGUAUGAUAAACCGAGGAUUCAGUGGCUUUCCAAAUCGUCUCUCAAGAAGAUCGAGUACUUCCGACGAUUUGCAUUCAUCAGUAAAUACCGUUCGUUCCCUGCGCAGUAUUUUUCCCAAGUGGUCACCACUGGCCAUCGAUUUUUUAUCCAACUGCUUGAGAAUGGAUCCAGACACUCGCCCUUCUUGCGCCAAUCUCCAACAGCAUCAGUUCUUCAAUCACGAUGGCUUUGCUGAUAAAUUUCUGAUUGAAUUGGAAAAAUACAUAAACAAAGAGAACGGAAAAAAUCUCCUCAUCUCUAGGAGACCGGAGAGAAAAACGUACACCGAAGAAACUCCGAGAAUAUGUUACGCCAGUGCGGGAAGGUGGCGAAUGCAAUUGAUUAAAGAAACCGGUAGUUUUUCCACGAAACCGGAUGUUGAAGAUGUUUUGGAGAUUCAAAAUGCGCAAAUUCUCCCGCAAUCUGAAAUUGUCAUUCCCACGCGCAGGAAAAAUCAGAGAGAAUCACUUUAUGCUACCAUCUCUGGAACACCGAACACAACGUACAUCAGGCGAUUAGAUAUUAAGGGAAGUUUACCGAUGGACACGAAGAAUUUUUCACUGCCUGCAUUACCCUCGAAGGAAAAAAAUCAUUUCAAACGCGAGAGCAAGAGGCACAAGGAUAAAUUGUACUAGCGAUAUCUCCUGUAUCGACUGUGGGAUUUCUCAUCGAAUGUUGAUAAUUGGAUGUUUAAUUUGUUGUUGCGAGCUCGGUGGAAUAAA
Messenger RNA from Fopius arisanus, 1803 nucleotides. RefSeq names its product cyclin-dependent kinase-like 2. The record is from RefSeq and is a predicted model, not a curated record. Gene Ontology annotation, molecular function: protein serine/threonine kinase activity; ATP binding. NCBI's taxonomy places the organism in Eukaryota, Metazoa, Arthropoda, Insecta, Hymenoptera, Braconidae. Gene Ontology annotation, cellular component: nucleus. Gene Ontology annotation, biological process: protein phosphorylation. The transcript has 5 exons. The coding region runs from base 364 to 1716 and encodes 450 amino acids.